AUGGAGCGGGAGCAGCAGCAGCAGGGGACGGCCGGCAGCCGUGCCUCGCCUCAGGCUGGGGGCGCUGACCUCGCCACCCCAGGUGCGCUGGUGGGCGGCAGGCGGGGUGUACUGGGAGGGGUGGCAGGCCCGGGUGUGCUGGGAGGGGCGGACCAUGGGUGUGUAUGGAGAGGGGGUUUGGCGCGGCGCUCCCGGGUGCUGACCUGGCUGGCCCUGGAGACCGGCAGGGGCCUGGCUUUUUUGGACCCAGCCUCAGAGCCUUGCACCCCAACCACCUAA
Molecule: messenger RNA, 279 nt
Organism: Auxenochlorella protothecoides
Lineage: Eukaryota; Viridiplantae; Chlorophyta; Trebouxiophyceae; Chlorellales; Chlorellaceae
Exons: 1
Coding region: 1-279 (92 amino acids)
Source: RefSeq, a predicted model, not a curated record